GUUCCUUUUUUUUUUUAAUUAGUUUUUUUAAUAACCUUCCAUUGUUGUAUGAAUUUGGCUUACAGUUGCGUAAUUCUUUCAUGUAUUGAGCAAAUCAUGUCUCUUUCUUUCUGAAAUUUUGUAUAUGAAAUGUGAGAUCCAGUGUAGCUCUUGAAUUUCUUCCUUUGCGUGUGCAUCUCUACAUCAUCAGAUCACUGUGUGUGAGAAAGAGACUGAUCGCUUUAUUUCAUGAAGAACGUGAUUCUCUGAGCACAAAAGCGUUUUCUACCAAUUGAUCAGAAAUUGAAAUCUAAAAUUUUCUGAUUACUUUCUCACAUUUUCGAAAUGGUUUUUUGAUGAUCGAUAGAGUUUGAUUAUUAACUGCAAUCCAAAUUUCUGUGUUUGACAUUGUAUUUGAUCUUCCAAAUUAACAUAAUUUCAGAAAUGGACAAAGGUCAUGGAGGAUCAAGUCGAUUAUCAACUCAUAUGCGACACACAGGUUUGGAUCACAACGUUUUCUUGAGUAAAUCAUCAAAGAAAGAGAAGCUUAGAAGAUUGAAUUCUAUCGCGAUGAAAAAACGAGAAACUGAAACUCAAAAAUCAAAAGAUUGUACAAAAGAUGAAGAAGAAGUAGCUGAGGCUCUAUUUGCAUUGGCUCAAACAUUCAACAAAACUUCAGAAUUACAACCAGUAGAAAAUUUACACGUGGAACCACCUCCAAAAGAAGCUGACAUCAUCACUACUCAUGGGAUCAACAAUUCACGAAAGAGAUGUUGGGUUCAUGUUUACAUAUGUCAUUUUAUUAAAGCUGACGUCACCAGUGUAAAUGGCAUACGUAUAUCUAACAAACAAGCCUUGCAAUAA
Messenger RNA from Lactuca sativa (garden lettuce), 843 nucleotides. RefSeq lists its product as uncharacterized. NCBI's taxonomy places the organism in Eukaryota, Viridiplantae, Streptophyta, Magnoliopsida, Asterales, Asteraceae. The record is from RefSeq and is a predicted model, not a curated record.